Messenger RNA from Penicillium longicatenatum, 1743 nucleotides. RefSeq lists its product as uncharacterized. NCBI's taxonomy places the organism in Eukaryota, Fungi, Ascomycota, Eurotiomycetes, Eurotiales, Aspergillaceae. The coding region runs from base 1 to 1743 and encodes 580 amino acids. The record is from RefSeq and is a predicted model, not a curated record. Gene Ontology annotation, molecular function: GTPase activity. The transcript is spliced from 4 exons.
AUGGCGCCUCCAGUUUCCGUCGUCUGCGUGGGCAUGGCAGGCUCUGGAAAGACUACAUUCAUGCAACGAAUUAACUCACACCUUCACUCAAAACAACAAGUGCCGUAUGUGCUUAACCUCGACCCCGCGGUGCACUCGGUACCCUUCGAGAGCAACAUCGAUAUCCGGGAUUCGAUCAACUACAAGGAGGUCAUGAAGCAAUAUAACCUUGGACCAAAUGGUGGAAUCCUGACAUCCCUGAACUUGUUCGCCACCAAAGUCGACCAGAUCAUUUCCCUGCUGGAGAAGCGUACUGCUCCCAACCCGGAGAACCCCACUGCAAAGCAAAUCGAGCACAUUCUGGUCGAUACCCCUGGUCAGAUCGAGGUUUUCGUGUGGAGUGCCUCUGGUAGCAUUCUUUUGGAGACACUCGCUUCGUCUUUUCCGACUGUUAUCGCAUAUGUCAUCGAUACCCCGCGCGCCAGUUCAACCAGCACUUUCAUGAGCAACAUGCUCUAUGCCUGCAGUAUUCUUUACAAGACCAAGCUUCCGAUGAUUUUGGUCUUCAACAAGACCGAUGUGAAAGAUGCCGAAUUUGCGAAGGAAUGGAUGACUGACUUUGACAAAUUCCAAGAGGCUUUGCGGGAGGAAGAGGAAGCAGGUGCCUUCGGAGGUGAGGGCGGUAUUGGUGGAUUUGGAGCCGGAAGCGGAUACAUGGGAUCACUUUUGAACAGCAUGAGCUUAAUGUUGGAAGAGUUCUAUCGACACCUGAGCGUUGUCGGCGUGAGCUCCAUGACUGGUGAUGGAGUCGACGAGUUUUUUGAAGCUGUUGAGACCAAGCGACAAGAAUUCGAGCGUGACUACAAGCCCGAGCUUGAGCGCAAGAAGAAGGAGCGUGAAGAAAGCAAAGAUUCUCGGCGAGAGAUGGAGCUGGGCAAGCUGAUGCAAGACAUGAACGUCAGCGGGUCUAGUCGCCGGCCGAAUCAAGAGCCAGAGACUGUCAGUGAGGCAGAAGACGAGGAGGAUGAUAUCAUUAAGCGUGGGCUGGCAGAUGGAGAGGAUGAUAGCGAGGAGGAGUAUGUAGGACCCAGCGCCGGUAACGAUGAGGGCCUCUCUAGUCGUUACCAGGAAGCUCUGUCGGGGUCUCAAUCUACACCUUCAGACCAAGAUAACAGCUUCACAAGAUAUCUGCGGGCUAGCCAAAUCAAUCACGCUAACACUAAUGUGCUCAAGGUCUUUCAAGCCUACACUUACUCGACAGCAGGGUGGCUCACGUUACAAAGUGUGCCUUUGAUUGGCGGACCAAGCAUGAUCGUAGCCAUGCUUUCGGAUGAGACUCGGCCAGCCAGCUCCAUGGAAAUUUACUUUGCCCGAAGUUUCGGCUUCAGUCUUCUCACCGUAGCCGUGUUGACCGUGAUGCUCACGGGCUCGAUCCCUCUGGCAGCCAGCAUUGCUGAGCCUGUUACUACCCAAGACUCGGACCCCAAGGCACCUUAUGCCCUACCAACUCUCAUGGCGACUUCCGUGUUUCACGCUCUCUCGGCCUUUUACACAUACAGUUGGUAUGUCACCGGGGGACAGAGUGUAUUAGCGGUUGCGGUGGCUGGAAACUCGCUCCUUGCUUUUAUUGGACUCUGGUGUGUGUUGUUCGCAAGCAGCGACGGCAAGAUCAGUCGCCGAACUGGUGCGGACAAGAGGACAGCUGGGUUUCCAUUCUCCAACAAGGAAGCUGAUAAGAAGCGUGCUGGGAAGAAGCACAUUUAA